AUGACGUGGGGAGCUAAUGAUGUGGGCCAGCUGGGAGACGCAAGCGCAGAAGACCGCAGAACUCCUCAACGAGUCUUCCAGCAGAACGAUUGCGUUGGGGUCGCUGCUGGCUGGCAUCACACUGCAUGCUGGGACUGUGAGCGAGGUGAGGUGUGGGUCUGGGGCAGCAACCUUUUCGGACAGGUGGGUGACGGCACCAAGGAGUGCGCCCUGGCGCCACACCGCGUUCUUCGCCAGUAUCCUCUGGUGAUGCAUCCCUCACGUCUGGCCGUCAGCUUCUUGCAGUUGCUGGAAUUCCAGGAAAAGGUGCAAGAGGAGUCCAGGAUCACUUAUCCUGUGAUGACCGUGCGAGAGGUUGUCCACCAGGUUGUUUGCCCAGCGACGGCUUCCCAGCCCAAUCUUGGAUAUGCGCGACUCUUGAACUCCGAGCGGCCCCUGUUGGGCGAGGCCUUCAUCUCUCACAGCUGGGACGGGCCCUUCGUGGCCUUUGCAGAGGCCGUCGUGGAGGUCUUCUCCUCUUGGAAGAGGCCUCCCAACUUGUGGAUCUCCUUUCUGGCUCUCUCCGUGCACAGCGUUGUGCCAGUGCGCCUCCGUGCGGCUCCGCAGGAGGCGCCCUGGGCUCUGGCCCUGCAGCGGGCGAAGACGGUGCUUCUGGUCCGGAACCUUAGGUGUGACGUCUACAAGCGGUUGUGGUGCGUCUUCGAGCUGUACAUAGCCUCCCGCUUGGGCUUCCUGAGCCGCCCGGGAGGGCUCCUGGUGCACGGGGCGAACCACCCGGCCACGGAGCGCACUGUGCGCAUCUCCGGCUGUGAGACCUCACUACCAGAAGACAAGGAGUGGCUGCUGUCUUACUUCGAUCUUCAGCCGGGCUCCAUAGAGCAAGCGGAGCGUGUGGCCAGCCAUGUACAUAAGACAUACUAUCGUUGA
Molecule: messenger RNA, 927 nt
Organism: Symbiodinium sp. CCMP2592
Lineage: Eukaryota; Dinophyceae; Suessiales; Symbiodiniaceae
Source: the annotation of a GenBank genome assembly